CAGGAUUUCUGAAGUUCUAGGAAAGAUUGGUCUGGAGUUCCAAGAAUGAUCGGUCGGCCGUGGACAAUUUUGCUUGUUAAGCUUGAAAGGGCUAUUUUAGUGCAUCAAAUUGCAGUCAAGAAUUUGAAUAUUUGAAACAUCAAUAGCGUCUGUAAGAUAUCUUUCCCGCAUUCGUGAUUCGUGUAUUCGGUGGGCCAAGAGAUAAGACCGAUAAGAAAAGGGCCCAGAAUGUGAAGGAUUCCAGUCAUCAUCGCCUUUACCACCUGUUUGGAUUGAGUGAAUCUGGUUGAUUGUUGCUGGAUUCUGUAACUCUGCAUCAAGAACUCAAGAAGGGAGAUAUCAAUCAACACUGACUGAUUUUGCUUCAAUAACUAUAAAAAAAAAGUGCAAAAUGGUGACAAGAACGGUAGAUCUCCGAUCUGACACAGUGACUAAACCAACUGAAGCCAUGCGGACUGCAAUGGCAAAUGCUGAAGUUGAUGAUGAUGUUUUAAGUCAUGACCCAACUGCCCGUCGCCUUGAAACAGAGAUGGCAAGAAUCACAGGCAAGGAAGCAGCCCUCUUUGUCCCUUCAGGCACAAUGGGUAACCUUAUUUGUGUGCUUACACAUUGUCCAAUUAGGGGAAGUGAGGUAAUUCUAGGUGACAGUUGCCAUAUCCACAUUUAUGAAAAUGGAGGUAUUUCCACAAUUGGAGGUGUUCAUCCAAGAACAGUGAAGAAUAAUGAAGACGGAACAAUGGAUAUCAAUCAAAUGGAAGCUGCAAUUAGAGAUCCUAGAUUUGAGAUAUGUUACCCAACAACUAGGCUCAUCUGUUUGGAAAACUCACAUGCUCAUUCUGGUGGUCGAUGCCUUUCUCCAGAAUACAUAGACCAAGUAGGAGAGCUAGCAAAGAAGUAUGGACUGAAGCUUCACAUUGAUGGUGCUCGUAUUUUUAAUGCAUCAGUUGCACUGGGAGUUCCGGUUGACAGGCUUGUACAGGCUGCUGAUUCAGUAUCUAUUUGUUUAUCGAAAGGUCUUGGUGCUCCGGUUGGAACCGUAAUUGUUGGUUCAGAAACCUUUAUUGCCAGAGCAAGGAUUCUCAGGAAGACUCUGGGUGGUGGAAUGAGGCAGGUUGGUGUCCUGUGCGCUGCUGCUCUUAUUGCAUUGCAAGAAAAUGUUGGUAAGCUUGAAGGAGAUCACAAAAAGGCUAAAACUUUAGCAGUGGGGCUGAACAAAAUCAAAGGACUAAAUGUUGACAUUGAUUCCGUCGAGACUAAUAUAGUAUAUUGUGAUAUCCUGAAGAGCGUAAAUAUCACAGAAACCAAGCUUUGCAAGAUUUUGGAGGGACAUGGGAUACUUAUUUUACCAGAAGGCCCAUUCAGGAUUAGGAUGGUCCUUCACCACCAAAUAUCAGAAAGCGAUGUCCACUACACUCUGUCUUGCAUGCAGCAAGCUGUUAACGGAGUUCAUGGCAAGCAAGACGGCAAAUGAGACAAGUUCUUAUGAUAUCAUACGCUAUAUUUCUAGUUCUUGAAAUUUCUGAGCAUCAAAGAUCAAACCUAUCAUCACGGUGGAAGUCUGUAGUAAACAGUAAAACCUUACAAGCAGUUUUAAAUUCUAAAGUGUGAUUUAAACUUCUUCUUUUCUUUCUUAAUUUGAUAUGAUUUUGGAGCUAUCUGUCAUGAGCAUAUUUGGGAAA
Coffea arabica (coffee) is the source of this 1679-nucleotide messenger RNA. RefSeq names its product low-specificity L-threonine aldolase 1. Gene Ontology annotation, cellular component: cytosol. Gene Ontology annotation, biological process: L-threonine catabolic process; glycine biosynthetic process. Lineage: Eukaryota; Viridiplantae; Streptophyta; Magnoliopsida; Gentianales; Rubiaceae. The record is from RefSeq and is a predicted model, not a curated record. Gene Ontology annotation, molecular function: L-allo-threonine aldolase activity.